GAACGGCUUUCUCGUAACUUGGAGCUCACACUCACUGCCCACACUUCCAAACACGUUAGAAUUACCUGUGGCUGCUGCUGGCCGCUGUCAUGGACCGCAUUAAAGACGGCUGGUUUACGGAGUCCUGCGCGUUGUGGCCAGGCCAAGCAAUGAGCCUCCAAGUGGAAGAAAUUCUAUACCACCAGAAAUCCAAAUUUCAGGAUGUUCUGGUUUUUAAAAGUAAAACGUAUGGGAACGUGUUGGUGCUGGACGGAGUGAUCCAGUGCACGGAGAGAGAUGAGUUUGCCUAUCAGGAAAUGAUUGCCAACCUUCCUUUGUGCAGCCACCCUUGCCCCAAGAAGGUGCUGAUCAUUGGUGGGGGAGAUGGUGGUGUGCUGAGGGAGGUGGUGAAGCAUCCACUGGUGGAAUCGGUGAUUCUCUGUGAGAUUGAUGAGGAUGUCAUCAAUGCAUCAAAGAAGUAUCUUCCUGGAAUGGCCAAAGGCUUUUUCAGUCCCAAGCUCACCCUCCAUAUUGGGGAUGGCUUUGAAUUCAUGAAGCAAAACCAAGAUGCCUUUGACAUCAUUAUAACCGAUUCCUCCGAUCCAGUGGGACCUGCAGAGAGUCUGUUUAAGGAGUCUUACUAUAAGCUAAUGAAGGCAGCACUGAGGAACGGUGGCAUACUUUGCUCUCAGGGAGAGUGUCAGUGGCUACAUUUGGAGCUGAUAAAGGAGAUGCGAACCUUCUGCAAAACCCUGUUUCCAGUGGUGGACUAUGCUUACAGCACCAUCCCAACUUAUCCUAGUGGCCAAAUUGGAUUUAUGCUCUGCAGUAAAAACCCUGAAAUAAACUUCAGGGAACCGGUGAAAGCUCUGUCUAAGGAAGAUAUGGAAAGUAUGAACCUUAAAUACUACAACCCUGAAAUCCACAAAGCAGCAUUCGUCCUCCCUGAGUUUGCGAGAAAGGUGCUUAAUGAAGCGUGAGCUGCAACAGCUGGCACGUUUCUUCUCUGCCUGGCUCUGACCACCUCCUCGUUCCAUGACUUCUCAACAUAGGACCGCAUCACUCAAGAGAAAUCAGCUGGUGGGAACUUGCUGAGUUAUUUGUCUGUUUCCUUCUUUCAGUCUCGAUGCCUUUUUACCGUUUACUUUCUUUCUGUUUUGUGUUUGUCCGAUCAAUAUUCUGUGGAUACCAGUAAGAUAAGCUGGUCUGAGUGGGCAGACCGAUGCCAUCAGAACCUGACCUCACUCCGAAACAGUGUACUGUUUUAAUUGUUCAACUGUAUCUGCACGUCAUGCAAUAUGUUACCAUACGGAGUAUAUUCUAUACUGCACAUGUGUGAUCUGCUGCAUAUUUAUCCAUGAUGUUUGUGUUCAUAUGAAAAUAUGCAGUGUCUAUUUAUCAUAACUGGGCAUUCAGGUUACUACUUAUUCUCUAACACCAGAAUCCUUUAGUGCCAGGUGUUAGUACUAUGUUACAGAAGGGAGGGGGAUAUACAUAUUCUGUAUCUGUCAUAAAGUACCUGACAGGUGAGUCCUGCACAAAAGCUCGAGAGCCAAGAGUUGAGAACAUUUUUAACUUUUGUUCAUGUUUGACCAUUUAUUUAAAAUAAAAACGGUUUGUAUUGUUACAGGGCAAAUCAUAAUAAGAUCAAAUGAGUUUAUGGAGCAGUGCAAGAAAUGCCUUUUUUUUUUUUUAAAGAAAUUAUGCACUUAUAGUUUGCAGAAUUGGGCAUUACCCUCUAGUAGAAUAUUGUCAUUGUAGUGAACCCGUACUCUAACUGGAGGUGGAAAUCUAAUGCAUAAUCUUAGCUAUUUCAUGUAAAAGCUAAUUUACUACUUAAGUCAGCAGUAGCUUUGAGUCAUGAUGUCACAC
Molecule: messenger RNA, 1851 nt
Organism: Nematolebias whitei (Rio pearlfish)
Lineage: Eukaryota; Metazoa; Chordata; Actinopteri; Cyprinodontiformes; Rivulidae
Gene: srm
Product: spermidine synthase
Exons: 8
Coding region: 90-959 (289 amino acids)
Biological process (GO): spermidine biosynthetic process
Cellular component (GO): cytosol
Molecular function (GO): spermidine synthase activity
Source: RefSeq, a predicted model, not a curated record